Neoarius graeffei (lesser salmon catfish) is the source of this 3042-nucleotide messenger RNA. It is a transcript of the gene arid5a, whose product is annotated as AT-rich interactive domain 5A. The record is from RefSeq and is a predicted model, not a curated record. Lineage: Eukaryota; Metazoa; Chordata; Actinopteri; Siluriformes; Ariidae. The transcript has 7 exons. Gene Ontology annotation, cellular component: nucleus. Gene Ontology annotation, molecular function: transcription cis-regulatory region binding. The coding region runs from base 316 to 2181 and encodes 621 amino acids. Gene Ontology annotation, biological process: regulation of transcription by RNA polymerase II.
AAAUGUCAUCACAGUGACGUUAACCAUGGCUCGGAUGUGACAGACAGACAGACAGACAGACAGACAGACAGACAGGUGUGAGCUCCUGGGACUGUCACACACACAACACUCUGUCAGACAGAAGGGUCUGAAAACCAAAAACAGCAACAAUUAAAAAGAAAGAAAAAAACCAUCCAGCAAGCAGGAGAUCUUCAGGUGGAAAAGUUUUGUUCAUGAGAGACAGACAGAGAGAAGGAGGUCAGAAGAGAAAGGACGGACUGGUUCGAGGUAACCGGAAAGCCACGGUAGCUCAAACAAUCACUCUUUACAACCGUCAUGAGCAGAAAAGCAUCUCAACAUGUCGAAUCUUCAUGUCGAUUGGCUACAACAGCACAAAACCACGUCGUUUUCCAUCAGGAAUCUGAUCCUAGAGCGAGCUGGACAGGUGAAGACCAGACAAACAUGACUUGGCCUUUUUACGGUGUUGACCUGUCAGGUUUUGUGUCAGAGCCUCGUGGAGAAGCGAGCGGUGAAGAGGAACACAUAGAUGUGUGUGAAGAAGAGAGAACAGAGGAGAAGACUUCACCAAACCAGUUCAAUCAAGAAAUGGCAAGUUCGGAACUGACCAAUGGGAGCGCAGAGGAAGCCAAGCCCGGCCAAUCAGAGAGCGAGGAGAGGGUGUUUGUGCGGAACCUGUACCAGUUUAUGAAGGAAAGAGGCACGCCCAUUGAGAGAAUCCCUCAUCUUGGCUUUAAACAGAUUAACCUGUGGAAAAUUUUCAAGGCUGUGGAGAUACUUGGAGGCUAUGAGUCGGUGACGACCCGACGGUUGUGGAAGAACGUGUAUGAUGAGUUGGGUGGUAGUCCGGGUAGCACCAGCGCCGCCACCUGCACUCGCAGACAUUACGAAAGGUUAGUUCUACCUUACGAAAGGCAUCGGAGGGGAGAGGAAGACAAGCCACUUCCUCCAUCUAAACCUCGUAAACAGUACAAGAGGAACGAGGAGGGAAAGGGCAAAACCGAGAGCAAGAAAAGGCGUCGGACAGACGGAGAUGACCCAGAGGAAAUUGUGAGAGGCAGUCAUCCCUGUGAGAGAGGAGUGUGUUCUCAUUCUGGACCAUGGCCAGUUUCCUCGGAGCAUUCAGAUGGUAACCAGGUCUCACCUCAAGACAUGUGCCUCAGAGAGAAGCCUCUUCUUCAGCCGCUAGUCCCCGCCCUUGUUAUUUCCCCUCUGGAGAAGAAGAAGCGUCUGGCGCAGGCGAGCUUGAGCGUAGCACCCCCUGCUGGCCUGGAGGACGGAACAGAGCCUGAGAGACCCUCUGUGAUUCAUCUGUCACAUUCAUCCAUACCUUCUGGACGCGCAAGCCACAACUCUGACGGCUCACCGCUGCCUCUGUCCUCCCCUUCCUCCUCGCGGAGCCCCUCCCCUUCCUCUGUUUCCUCCGAGGACUGUGUGGCUGUGCCGACCCAGAAGACAACAGCUCUGGAAGCAGAGAAGCAGAAACCAGCACGUUUUGGAGCUUUGCCUGAAUCUGGUGCGCGCGUGUGCCAGCCGUUACCCUUCGUCCCUUACCCCAGCCCUAAAGACGCGUCCUCUCUGUCACGCCCACUUCACCACAACUUCCUUAACGUCUCUGCUACGCAUCCAGACAAAACCCAGAGAUACCCAGCGCUCCGGAUACCCGUCUCCACAUCUCUAGGCUCACAAUACUGGGUGCCGUCAACCUCAAGCUUCACCAAGGUCGUCCCUCGCUCCUGUGAUUACUGGAGUGGGUCGGUACAGUCGCUUUACAAACCCCACAUUCCAAAUUCCAAGAGGCCAAGUAGCGCCGAGGCCUAUGUCAAGAAGAUCCCAUCUCCUGUGCGCUUCAUAGAGCGAAAGGACAAAUCCAAGAUGGUGGUUCCCAAGCCAAUGCCAACCCAACAGUACCUCGUGCACCAAACCGGAUUGCCCAGCUUGUCGUACGUGCUGCCAGGUUUGGAACGGCCCAGAGUGCAGGCACUGGAUCAAAUGAAAGCUUUACCCCUCCAACCUGUCCUCUUCCCUCAUCUCAACAUUCCUCCAUCCCAGACACAUCCCACACAUUCCUUGCAAGGUCCCUUCCCUGGGCCGUACGAGCCCACGUUGCGUCCGUACCCAUACUCGGUACCGGUCUGGCAUUCACCCGGCGGGUACAGCAUGGCAACGCUGCAGCCAUAUUAACCCCAACUACUCUGAUCUCCUGGGACUGGAACUGUCACCUGUUUUGAGCAUUUAGUGCUUGAAGUGGGUCGGGGCAAAAUAAUGUAGCUUAUGUUUGGCAUAAGAAAGUCUCACUGAUGUGAUUCACGAAGGUACCUUCUGAUACUCACUCAGCCUUGACAUGGCAUUUUCCUUCCACUAUGAUGACUUGAAUCUUUUGAUAAAUGUCUUUUUUUUAACUUUAUUUGUGUAACUCAACUUAAAAUACAGAUUUAAUCACAUCCACUUGUCAAAAUCUGUCAGUUUUAACGCAGGUUGAAACAGAAGGUAGCAUUUCAGUAGGUUCAUUUUUCCUCAUGAGAGGUUUUUUUUGUCUUUCUGUGAUGAUAUGAUGGAAAAGUCUCAUUUUAAAGCACUGAAUAAGAAAAAUGAAUGCAGCGGCAACUAAACUGUAAGAACCUAGAAGUAAUCAUGGUAAUAAUUAAAAUUCAAAUGAACAAAGGAACAAACAGAGUAUUGACAAUCCAUUACUUUGCACUACUGAUUGAAUCCCUGUAUAAAUGAUCGCCAAUGGAGUAAUGUGUUUGUUAAGACAGUUUGUAUAUUUGUACUGUGUAUAUAAUAUUUUAUUUUCUGUUAAAUAUAUUUGCUUUGUAUAAAAUUCCUCUCAGGUUCAACAAAAGUGUUUUAUAUUACUGUUUAGUGCACUGAAAGCAAUCGAAAUAAAAAUGAUUGACAGGGUAGGAACAAUGUUCCAAAAUGCACAAAUUGCACCAUUUGCUAUUGUUUUGCAGUUGUGUUAAUGGUGUAGCGCCCCCUAUUGGCCUAAGUGCUGACUCUGAAUCUCUCUCUGGGAGUCAUUAAUAAAAAUACUCUGAUACA